Molecule: messenger RNA, 1047 nt
Organism: Amoebophrya sp. A120
Lineage: Eukaryota; Dinophyceae; Syndiniales; Amoebophryaceae
Source: the annotation of a GenBank genome assembly
CUUGUUGACACCUACUUCAUCACAGGCGCCUGCUGAACAAGUAUGCUGAGCGUGGAGAUGAAUGCGUCGUGUUCAUCGUUAUGUUCUGAUGUUGUUCUUCUUCUUACUCUUAGCUUGCGCGAUAUCUGGCUGUUCGUUGUCCUCGUGUGUCGUACACUACGUCCGAAGAACUGCGGUGUUGAUAAAAUGGCAGAUGGUAGGACACUGCCACUGUACUAAAAGACAAAGAGGAUACCAAGGAGAACGAUGAUGCUGCUUCUUCAGAGGUGGACAAGCGGAACAAGGACGUCGAACGGAAAAAACAUAGGCGGCAUCGCAACGGAUUUGGCGGCGCUGGGGACCUAUCAAAUGCAAAUAUCCCUGGAUGUCUGGAAGAGUGUAGACUUGUCAUGCAGCCUUUCCAUGUUGACCCCUGAGGUCUGGAAUUAUGCGGGACCUAGCAUGACAGAGUCUACUGUGAGGUCUCUGUCAUGCCUAUUUUACAUGGGAAACUCCCUGUCACCUUGGCCAAAAGUAGAAGAGCCUUCGGCACUCAUGCAACACAGAUUCUUGCGUGAUGCGGAUUUAGCAUGACAACUUGCAUCCUUCCAGCCCCAGACCUAUUUGCAAUGCAUAGGACCAGAUGGGCGGGCUGUUCAACGCCUUCGCCAGCGCCCUGGUCCUGUAUUACCGUGAAAAAUGCCCCCACUCCCAAGGUUGCAAAAAUUUGUGAUGUGAAGUUUCCAAAUGAAAACUUUUUGUCAUGCAUGCGCAUGCAUGAAAGGAGUACGAAUCUUUCUGAUGCAGAGUCAGACGUGUGUCGCAUCGCUUGCAACUGCACAGCUUGCAUGACAAGGGCCGCUCUUGCUGGGAUCUUUUGCAGUACAGAUUUUUGCUAUUUAAGAUUGGAAUUCUGUGAUGCUGAUAGAUGCAAGAGGGCGAAUGUUUCACUUGGAAAGGUCUGCAAUACAAAUGCUCCCAAGUUGGUUCGGGGGUGGGGGCAUUUUUCAUUGUAAUAUCCUGAAAGCGCUGUUCUUCGUGGUUCCGGCCCCAGGCGGAGGGGACGAA